Messenger RNA from Scutellospora calospora, 611 nucleotides. The record is from the annotation of a GenBank genome assembly. Lineage: Eukaryota; Fungi; Glomeromycota; Glomeromycetes; Diversisporales; Gigasporaceae.
UAUCCAAAAUAUUACUCUUUGACAUUAAAUGCGAUACCUAAUCCGGAAGAAAACAUAUCAUCAACCACUUGGGACGACCGAGCAAAAUUUUCUGCAACUUUAUUUAUGCAUAAUCCAAAUAUAACUUUAGAGCAUGGACCAUUAGGCGAAGCUUCAAGUAAAGAUUAUGAAUUUGGUAUUGAAAAAUUUGUUCAUUCAAAAAGUUUACCCAAAACCGGAGAAGUUACAAUAGGAGUUUGGAUAGAUGAUACAAAAUUAGAAAAUAAAAAGCCAGAAUAUCAUUAUCUUCCUCCUAAACCUUGGCCAAAAGAUAUAAUUGAUGCUUGGUACGAAGAAUUAAAUCAACCAGAUAUUUCAGACGUUCAAUUUAAUUUGCCAGAAACCACAAUAUAUGCACGUAGUUCUAUUCUUACAAAACGGUCGGAAUAUUUUCGAAAAAUAAUCGAAGGUAGUUGGAUUGAAGGUUCUCAACGAGGUUAUCAGAGAAAUGAUUAUGUUAAUCAACAAUAUACCAUGAAUAGUACGGCGGAGAGUGAAUCACCUCCGUCAGGAUUAUCAAGUGAUGAAAUACGAUUAAACGAAGAAGAUAUAUCAUCUAAACAACGAAAAAG